UGAUGAAUCAUUGAGCGAAAAUGCUAUCAACACAGGCCCUAAUUCUGAUAAUUCCAAUAAAAAUAGCGAUACUGAUCAUAGUAUUAUUGAUAAUUCUAAUAAAACAUCUAAUGUUAAAGUACAAAGAAAUGUUAGUUGGAUUUGGCAAUAUUUUCGUAGAAGAUGCCCAUUAAAAAAGUGGAAAACGCGUGGAAAUUGUACUAUGAUUAUAAAAAGUAAAAAGUUUCCAGAUGGACAAGAAUAUGGUCAGUUAGUUAAAACUCAAGGUUCAACUA
Dentiscutata erythropus is the source of this 275-nucleotide messenger RNA. NCBI's taxonomy places the organism in Eukaryota, Fungi, Glomeromycota, Glomeromycetes, Diversisporales, Gigasporaceae. The record is from the annotation of a GenBank genome assembly.